This is a messenger RNA of Serinus canaria (Common canary), 3009 nucleotides long. RefSeq names its product RecQ like helicase (gene RECQL). Gene Ontology annotation, molecular function: 3'-5' DNA helicase activity; four-way junction helicase activity; ATP binding. The record is from RefSeq and is a predicted model, not a curated record. Gene Ontology annotation, biological process: double-strand break repair via homologous recombination. The transcript has 16 exons. NCBI's taxonomy places the organism in Eukaryota, Metazoa, Chordata, Aves, Passeriformes, Fringillidae. Bases 801 to 2786 code for a protein of 661 amino acids. Gene Ontology annotation, cellular component: chromosome; cytoplasm.
GGGAUAAAAGAUAGGGGAUAAAAGAUAGGGGAUAAAAGAUAGGGGAUAAAAGAUAAGGGAUGCGGGAGCGCGGCCGGCAUUAGCCCUUGGGGAAGCUGUGGGAGCUGUCGGCCCGAGCCACGGCUGAGCCCGCCGCACGGGCAGCGAGGCGCUGCUCCUGCUCAGCCUGGCGGCCUCGCUCACUUCAUCCAUCCGUCCAUCCGUCCGCCCGUCCAUCCAUCCCGCUCUGUCCUGCACCCGCAGAGCGGGGCCUUCCCUGCCCGUCCGUCCGUCCGCCUCUCCUACCCCGUCACGCAGCUCCACCGAGCAGGGGCUUCAGGCCCGACAAGCGCCGUGCCAGCGGCGGCGUGUGGGUGAGGAAUGCUGAGAAUAUUGCACUGUAUAUGCUCACGAUGUGUUUUUGUAUGCUAUUCACACUGUGUGAAUAUUCCCACACUGGAGUAGGUUGCCCAGGGAGGUGGUGGAGUCGCCACCCCUGGAGGUGAUUUAAGAGGCGUCUGGGUCUGGUCCUGGGUGAUGCCGAAGUGUUUUAUUCACACAUCAUUUUUAAUAUGUAUUUUUUCCUCCAUUUAUAGGACCAGGAAACAUCCUUGUUAUGGUGGAAUCAGCUGGUAGUGAGGAAUUUUUUCCCCCCGAUCCUCUAGGUGUUAUGGUGGCUGCCUUUCUAGGGGGCACAAUGUAAUGUGUCCAGACUUUUCUGUAAAAUAAGCUUUGAAGAGAUCAAAAAUGGCAAUGGGCUCUUGUGACAGUUGCUUGGUUAAAUAAGAUCUCCUAAAGAUAACAUUCUUUAAUAUCCAAAGAUGACAGCUGUUGCAGUGCUAGAGGAGGUGCUGGUGUCCAUUGAGAAUGAGCUGCAAGCAGUGGAGAUGCAGAUACAGGAGCUUGUGGAUAAGCAGCAGGAACUCCUUCAAAAGAAGAUGAGAGUGAAGAAUCUGAUAAAACAGUCCUCAGGAGACUUGGAGGCAGGUGGAAGUAAAGACACUGAAACCUCAGCUGAGGAAUGGAACAAAAAAGAUUUUCCUUGGUAUGAGAAGAUAAAAACUUCACUGCAGAGCAAAUUUAAACUCCAGAAGUUUAGAUCACUGCAACUUGAAACAGUAAAUGCUGCAAUGGCAGGGAAGGAUAUAUUUCUUGUCAUGCCUACUGGUGGUGGGAAGAGCCUUUGUUACCAAUUACCAGCUGUCUGUUGUGAUGGUUUCACCCUGGUGAUAUGUCCUUUGAUCUCUCUCAUGGAAGAUCAGCUCAUGGUGUUGGAACAGCUUGGUAUCUCUGCAGCUUUAUUAAAUGCCUCAAGCAGCAAGGAACAUGUGAAGUGGGUGCACACGGAAAUGCUGAAGAAGAAUUCCCAGCUGAAGCUCAUUUAUGUGACCCCAGAGAAGAUUGCAAAGAGCAAAAUGUUCAUGUCCAAGCUGGAGAAGGCUUACCAGGCUGGGUGCCUGGCUCGCAUCGCUGUGGAUGAGGUGCACUGCUGCAGUCAGUGGGGCCACGACUUCAGGCCUGAUUACAAGUCUCUUGGUAUCCUGAAAAGACAGUUUCCCAAUACUCCCUUGAUUGGAUUGACAGCAACAGCUACCAAUCAUGUUUUAAAGGAUGCUCAGAACAUUUUGCACGUUCAGAAGUGCAUUACCUUUACUGCUUCCUUCAACAGGCCCAACCUUUACUAUGAGGUUCGGCAUAAGCCUUCAAAUAAUGAAGAUUUCAUUGAGGACAUAGUGAAGACCAUUAAUGGAAGAUACAAAGGACUGUCAGGAAUUGUUUACUGCUUUUCUCAGAAGGAUUCUGAGCAAGUUACUGUGAGUUUGCAGAAACUGGGAAUCAAGGCAGGGACUUACCAUGCAAACAUGGAUGCUAAAUAUAAAACCAAAGUUCAUAAAGGAUGGGCAACAAAUCAAAUCCAGGUUGUAGUGGCAACUGUUGCUUUUGGCAUGGGAAUUGAUAAACCUGAUGUGAGGUUUGUAAUUCAUCACUCUAUGAGCAAGUCCAUGGAAAACUACUACCAAGAGAGUGGACGUGCAGGUCGAGAUGACCAAAAAGCUGACUGCAUUUUGUAUUAUGGGUUUGGAGAUAUAUUCAGAAUUAGCUCAAUGGUGGUGAUGGAAAAUGUUGGCCAAGAGAAGCUGUAUGACAUGGUAUCUUAUUGCCAAAAUAUGAACAAGUGUCGCCGGGUGCUCAUAGCCCACCACUUUGAUGAAGUGUGGGAUUCUGCAAACUGCAACAGAAUGUGUGAUAACUGCUGUAGAGAGAAUGCGUGUGAGAAGAUGGAUGUAACAGGAUACUGCAGGGAUCUAAUAAAGAUCCUUGAGCAAGCAGACAGCAUGAGUGAGAAACUCACCCCUCUGAAAUUAAUUGAUGCCUGGUCUGGGAAAGGUGUGUCCAAAUUCAGGGUGCCUGAAGUUACUCCACCCAAGCACCCUCGAGAGGAGCUGGAGAGAAUUAUUGCCCAUUUACUGCUGCAGCAGUAUCUGAAGGAGGAUUUCAGCUUCACAGCCUUUGCCACAAUAUCCUACCUGAAGGUGGGACCCAGAGCCCGGCUGCUGAAGAACGAGGGCCACGUCAUCACCAUAGAGGGGAUAACAAACAGCAAAAGGGUUUCCAAGGUCAAACCAUCUCAAUCUUCAAAUUCAAAAGGAAGCAGAGAAGAUGCCCAGUCUGGAUCAAAGACUGUCCAGGAUUCAGUGGUGAAGAAAUCACAGGAACAUAAACGGGCCAGCUGUGGCCCUAACUUAAAAGCAAAGAAGCCUAAGCUUCAGGCAGGUGCAAAUGACCAACCAGUAGUUAUUGACUGAGUGUCACAGACCACAUUUAGGAUCUAAUCAUGGUUGCUGCUCCAUGGACAAUGCAGUGUGUAAGUUCAGAUUGUGCUUUAGUAAUGGUAUUUUUAUUUUUUUUUUUUAAUAAACACUGAACAGGGAACCUAGAAGGCUAGUAGAAGAUGAAAAAGUGUUUCAUAUCAAAAUAACUGGUGUGUAUCUUAGGAUACAGCAAUGAUUACAAAACCUCUCUAAUGAC